Oxyura jamaicensis (ruddy duck) is the source of this 2333-nucleotide messenger RNA. It is a transcript of the gene TOR2A, whose product is annotated as torsin family 2 member A. The record is from RefSeq and is a predicted model, not a curated record. Gene Ontology annotation, molecular function: ATP binding; ATP hydrolysis activity. The transcript has 5 exons. Bases 187 to 942 code for a protein of 251 amino acids. Gene Ontology annotation, cellular component: nuclear envelope; endoplasmic reticulum lumen. NCBI's taxonomy places the organism in Eukaryota, Metazoa, Chordata, Aves, Anseriformes, Anatidae.
GUGCCGCAGCCGCCAUGGGCCCCGCCGCGGCGGCGCUGGCCGUGGCGCUGCUGGCGGCCGCCCCCCCCGGCGCCGCCGCCGCCUGGGACCUGCGGGCGCUGCGCUGCGGCUUCUCGGCGGACUGCGAGUCUGGAGUGCGACUUGGCCACCAACGUGGUGGGGCAGCCCCUGGUGAGGCAGCAGGUGAUGAAGGGAGUGCGCGAGUUCCUGCAGAACCCGAGCCCCGCCAAGCCCCUGGUGAUGUCCUUCCACGGCUCCACUGGAACGGGCAAAACCUACGUGAGCUCCAUGCUCGUCCGCCACCUCUUCCAGGGCGGGCUGCGCAGCCCCUACGUUCACCACUUCUCUCCGAUCGUGCACUUCCCCCACGCCGAGCACGUUGAGCAGUACAAGGAAAACCUGAAGCGCUGGAUCCAGGGGAACUUGACGAGCUGCGGCCGGUCGGCUUUCCUCUUCGACGAGAUGGACAAGAUGCACCCAGGCCUGAUCGACGUGAUCAUGCCGUUCCUGGGCCCCUCGUGGGUUGUGUAUGGCACCAACUACCGCAAGGCGAUCUUCAUCUUCAUAAGCAACGCGGGAGGAGAGCAGAUCAACGAAAUGACGCUGGAGCUCUGGCGGGCCCACCGGGACCGGGAGGAGAUCAGCCUGCAGGACGCGGAGUCGGCCAUCUCCAAAGCCGUGUUUGAAAACCCUCAGAGUGGGUUCUGGAAAUCCGGGAUCAUUAACGAGCAUCUCAUUGACUUUGUCGUGCCCUUCCUCCCGCUGAAGCACCACCACGUAAAGCAGUGCGUCGUCAACGAGCUUGUCCAGCAAGGCCUAGAAGUACGUCAGGGCGUGGUCCAGGAGGUGGCGGACAGCAUCCCCUACUUCCCAGAAGAAGAGAAAAUAUUUUCAUCAACAGGCUGCAAAACAGUGGCCUCUCGGAUCAGUUUUUUCUUCUAGCCACUGUCAGGGGCCUUGCUCAGCUCCACGGGGGACGAAUGUGGAGCUGUGGAGCUGCAGAGCCCAGGGCUGGCAGGGUGAGGCCCAGGAGCUGCGGGUUACCAGCCGGUGGCACAAGUGCUCUCCUGCUGAACUCCUCUGUCCAGCCCCAAGGAUGCCACUGCAGGAUGCAGCUGUGGGAGCAAGAGCAAGGGGUGUGAUUUAAAGCACUUUACGGAUUUAUCCUAUGGCCAGGUGAGGGUGGAUACGACCGGCACGGUGCACCGCCCCAGACAUCUGUGAUGAAAAGGGGAAGAUGCCAAGAGGGACCGCAGCGUCAGGGAGGUUUCUGACCCUGCCAGCAGCACCGAUCUGCAGCUCUCCCCUCUUCAGGCAGCUACUGAUACCCAGUGCAUCAAGAUUCUGAGCCCUAAAAAUAUAUAUUUUUUUUUAAUACAGCAUUUUAGCAUUUUUUUAAAACUGUCUUUUUAAGUGUGGCAGUACCUCAGUUCCUUGGUACAAUGUGACAGUGUUGGUGUUGACUCCUGCGACGCUGGCUGGUGAACACCUUCAACGUUGCAGCGGAGUUUGCUUUCUGAGGAAUUUUUAGAGCCAACUUCUUUCCAGUUUCCUUUCACUGUGAAUAGGUGCUGGUAGGGACCAGCUUCACCAUCAAGAAGCACGGGGUCGCAGUGAGGGAAAUGUCACUGCCCAACCCGCCAAGAGCCCAGCUCUUCCCCAUCUUUCCCCCGAGGUCCUGCAGCAAACCAGGAAAGCAAAAACAAAACACCAGACCUCUCCCUUGUUUUACUAGCUACAAAAAAAAACUUCGUGCCUACCUCCAGGGGAGACCGUGGUGCUACGAAUGGUUUUAAAAAUUCUUUUUAUUCAGUGUUGAUUUCUACAGCAGGCUGAGGAGUUGGUGCUAUAAGCUGCUGAGCCUCUUUUACAUCCUUCUGCUGGUCAGACCUCGCAAACUUUGGCUGGGCCAGCUCUGCUGAGCUUCUCGGGGCCGCCACUUACGUGGGAACCUGAGGACAAGCAGGAGAAGAUCAGUACUCGGAUCGGUACUCCAUGCUGUCAGGAACAUUGGCCUUUGUCCUGUGUUAAUCUCUGUGCAGUUACGGGAGCACAGGUCAGAGGAACCAGAACCAUUCCGUCUCUGGGAACAACCUGCCUGAGGGGUGGGUGAACGGGGACAUUCUGAUGCUCCCCUCAGGCCCCAUGCUGAAACGAGCUGCAGUGCUUGGGACCAUUCCAGCCUGCCUCCAGAGCCAGAGCUUGUGGGACAACGAUUGCAGGCACCACCCAGAUGUGGCCUGGGCGCUGGCCCACGGACAGACUCAAACAUCCUGCCUCUUUCAAAAGCGUUGGGCGUUUCUAAUUUUAAAAUAAAUCUUCUAUGAAAUAAA